AUGAAUACACAACAGGAACCAAAUGGUUCCAACACAGGACCACCAACAAGUGCUAUGGACUCCCUAACCCUCGGACAGAUGAGGGCGAUGAUCCCCUCCCAGCCUAAACCCAAGCAAUGGUGGUACGACUUCAAUUACGAUGACGAAGAUACGGUCAUGAAUGAGCUGGAUGAGUUAUACUCUUAUGUUGAGAUGCCUCAGGUGGCCGAGAAUCUCAAAGCAUGGCAAGGAUACUAUGGUGAAGAAUGGACCAAGAGUAGUGCAGCAAAGCGAAGAUUACACGUUGAAUUGUUGUUGGAUGGCUUGGAACAGAAGGAUGCAGUCGUACGGUUCACUAAUUCUCGCCGAUUGUUUUAUAUCGUUCAAGGUACAUUUGCCGAGACUGUGUCUCCAGAACAUCAGCUGCACUGGAUUUUCGAGAACUGCAAGAUCGUUAGAGCUGCCAAUGGAGUGAGUUGUAUAAUCGAAGCGCUGAAGAUUGCGAGCUCCAAGCAAGAUCUGAUCGCGAGCCUCACAGAUGCUGAUAUCGCCCAGUUGAACAUAUCGCCGCAAGACAAAUCAGAUUUGCUGGAGGAGGUCUUGACAGAACUAUCAGUUUACUUUGGAAUUCUUUAUCACCUCAUUGAGAUUUUUAAAGGACAUGACGAUUUUGCGGACGAGCUAAUGAGUUUGGACCCUCCGUUACCUGUAUAUCUUUUCAAUCUGGUCGCGGCAUUAAGGGACAAGAACUCCAAGGGAUAUCCUAUCAAGAAGCUUUUGCUUCUGCUUUGGAAAUCGCUGCUCGCCUGCUUUGGUGGAAUUCGGGACUACGCAAGGGCCAAAGUACUAGCUCGUGAAUUGGCGGGGUUGCCAACGGACGGGCCCUCCUCAAAAGGUCAUCCUGUACCGUUUAUCAAAUCUUCUCCUCUAGACAUUGAGGCCUUUCGGCAAGAGACCUCUGUAAAAUACCCGACAUUCACCCCACCCAUACCGCAAACGGUGUUCAGUCAAGAACCGGAAAUGGCUUCCGUGUUCAAACACCUUUCGGGCAAUCUCAGCUCUAAACUUGCCCAAGCAUAUUCACCCAUCCCCGUUCGACAUCACUACCACCAUGACGACCUUGAAGGACAUUCUGGCCUCUCAAAUGCCGCUCCUCACCCUUUUCCGCAACCACCGGGAACAUUCAAUCGAUCGACUGUUCAACCUUCAACACCGGCACCAUCUCCUCCUCCUCCGAACGCAAAGCCAAAGAAACAACAAUAUCAGACAGACCAGGCUAGACCCUUCCUCUUCCCUUUCUCCAAGGCACAAGGAAGAGAUGCCCGACUGGUGCCUUUUGCUAUCGACGAAGCGGAGAACCUCUACAAUCGACAUAUGUAUGUAAGCCUUGCGUUAUCGCAGAUGUGGAGAACGAGAGAGGACUGCAUGACUUUUGAGAGCGGGUUGGAACGCAUGCCGGGGACAGAAAGUGAAUCAUCGACAUUCACAAGUAAGGAUGCAGAAACCGCUGAACCAUUACCCGAUCUAGCCUUGUUAGAUGCCAAGCUUGCAGAAGCGGAGGUUGCUCUAGCGAAGGCGGAAACCUCCGCAGAGAAAAGGAAGGCUAGAGAGAGGCGUGAGGAUCUUAUGCGUUUAAAGAGAGUAGAACAAACAUACAGCGCGGUGCUGCCCGUUCUGUCUAGCUGGGUUCUUGUCCUCCUAAAACUUUUGCUGGCCACUGUCUCGGCUGCGAACAGCACCAUUUCACAAGCUUCCGCGUCGCCUUUUCAACCAGGGGUCUCGUCUCCGCCGGAGCAACCCAACCUACCUCCUCCAACACUCGAAGAAACUGAUGUUACACGGCACCGUGAAAUCACCUCGAAAGCAGUUUCAGCAAUUCUGCUUGUGGUACUCAAAUGGUUCAAAGUUUCUCAUGUCAUGAAAUUCCAUCACUUGGGACAACUCCUUCUCGAUACAAAUUGCCUUUUGUUGUUGCUAAAGCUGUUCGGCCUGCAGGAUGUGUCAACGUCACUGAUAUCGAAAGCAGAUGCGCCCGACCAAAAUUUCUUCCGAUAUUGUUUCUUGAACUUUGCAAAAAAUCCUCAACACAUUCGACCAGAAGAUAAUAUGCUGAAACCGCCUCGGCACAACAUCGUGAAGACAGUGACACUUCCGAAUGGACAAGUCCACGAAGAGGAAGUGGAAAUGUUAACGGAAUUCUCAUGGAGAAACUUUUUUGCUACAAUCAAUUUCGCUAAGAUCAUGCAAAAGCUUUCGAAGAACAGGUCACAUCGAAUAUGGAUGCUGGUACAAUAUAAAAGCUCGGCUGUGUUGAAGCGCAUGUUGCGAGUGCAGCACCCGAUGUUGCAGUUACACCUUCUCAAGCUCAUCAAGAGUCAAGUUCCGUUCUGUGGUCGUAAAUGGAGGCAAAGCAAUAUGAAGGUCAUUACUGCCAUCUACCUCAGUUGUCGUCCGGAUCUCAGAGAUGAAUGGCUCACCGGAGGUGAAGUGGAUGACGUUGGCGAUGCUUCGGCCCAGGAAAUGGCAUUGCGCCACCUGGUCAAGUUCUAUAAUAACCGGCGUUAUGGAAUCAGCGCCACGAUAAACCAGCAAGGUCCGAUGCACAAGCGUUCAGGUAGCAUGUCAAACCACAUAGAAGGCCUACAUCCAGGACCAGAGCUAUCCAGUAUCAUACGGCCAUUAGGCACCCCCAACAUCGUGGAAGCGGACGUUUUCCCUCCUGCCCGGUCACAAGCACCCGAUCCGUCAAUCUUCUUACCAUACAUUCCCGAAGAUAUCAGCUUUGAAGAGGAAUAUGAGGAAUACAUUUCAGAUCUCGGUUUGUUCGAAGACUCAAAUGCAGAUCCUUCGUUAUUUGUUGGAAUGUCGGCUUGGUCCCGCUUCCCUGCACAGUUCGCCCAGGAUAUAGCGGAUGGUAUCAGCGACAGUGAAAGUAUCGUUUCCAUAGGCGACUUAGGGGACGAAGCAAGACUUGAACAUAAUCGUGAUGAUAGUGAAGUUGUCGAUGAGAAUCUGAACAAUUGGGAGCAUAUGAGCCCGAAAACGAUGGCUGCUCUUCCUAAAUCGCCAGCAGGCCGCAGAUCAAGCUCUGGAGGCGGAUUACGGCCGGUUGCGCCAUUUGGUUUAGAUGAUGGAACGGCGGUUGAUUUAGAUGACGACGAAGAACUUCCUGGUCCAGCACCUCGGGAAAAAUCUGAGCCAUUUGCCGGUGGCGCAGGCGUUGACGAAGUCGAAUAUGCUUAUGGGGUAUGA
Messenger RNA from Marasmius oreades (fairy-ring Marasmius), 3231 nucleotides. RefSeq lists its product as uncharacterized. Bases 1 to 3231 code for a protein of 1076 amino acids. Gene Ontology annotation, cellular component: cytosol. The record is from RefSeq and is a predicted model, not a curated record. The transcript has 19 exons. Gene Ontology annotation, biological process: cytoskeleton organization. Lineage: Eukaryota; Fungi; Basidiomycota; Agaricomycetes; Agaricales; Marasmiaceae.